Molecule: messenger RNA, 5682 nt
Organism: Zootoca vivipara (common lizard)
Lineage: Eukaryota; Metazoa; Chordata; Lepidosauria; Squamata; Lacertidae
Gene: MTSS2
Product: MTSS I-BAR domain containing 2
Biological process (GO): plasma membrane organization; cell projection assembly
Cellular component (GO): cytoplasmic side of plasma membrane; actin cytoskeleton
Molecular function (GO): actin binding; phospholipid binding
Source: RefSeq, a predicted model, not a curated record
CUUCCCCUCGGAUUCCGGCUGCCUUCUCCUGCGCCCCGUCGCUCUGAGGCGUCCGCCCGGCUCCCCUUUUGCGCGCGGCGACGCUCUUUUCCUCCCCCCUCCCCGGCCGGCGAGGUGCUCGCCGCCGUUCUAGUCGUCGUCGCUGCUGCUGCUGGUGCUGCUGCUCCGGGCCAGAGGAUGGCCACUGCUCGGAGCGCCUCUUCAUCGCCUUCGCUCCCGGCUGCGGCAGCGCGGAGGGCCGCCCGUGGCGGGAAGUGACCGAGGGAGGCGCGCCGAGGAUCCGAGCGAGCGAGCGCGAGAGACAGAGAGAGGCUGCGGCGAGGCAGAGGGAGGAGGAGACGCCGCCUUCGCCUUUGCGGGGCUGUGUCGGGACUGGCCCCCCUCGACGGGCUGCCGCUGCUCGGCCAUGGAGACGGCGGAGAAGGAGUGCGGGGCGCUGGGCGGCCUCUUCCAAGCCAUAGUCAACGACAUGAAGAGUUCCUACCCCAUCUGGGAAGAUUUCAACUCCAAGGCAACUAAACUCCACUCCCAACUGCGGACUACUGUCCUGGCUGCAGUGGCCUUCCUAGAUGCCUUCCAGAAAGUGGCAGACAUGGCCACCAACACACGAGGAGCGACGAGGGACAUCGGCUCCGCGCUAACCCGGAUGUGUAUGCGGCACCGCAGUAUUGAGACCAAGCUGAGGCAGUUUACCAAUGCCCUGAUGGAGAGCCUGAUUAACCCCCUGCAGGAUCGGAUAGAGGACUGGAAGAAGACGGCUAACCAGCUUGACAAAGAUCACGCGAAAGAAUACAAACGAGCCCGCCAUGAGAUAAAGAAGAAGUCCUCUGACACACUGAAGCUUCAGAAGAAAGCCCGCAAAGAGCUACUUGGUAAAGGGGACCUGCAGCCUCAACUGGACAAUGCACUCCAAGAUGUCAAUGACAUGUACCUCCUUUUGGAAGAAACGGAGAAACAGGCUGUCCGCAAGGCACUCAUUGAGGAGCGAGGACGGUUCUGCACCUUCAUCGCUUAUUUGCAACCUGUGGUGAAUGGAGAGAUCACCAUGCUGGGAGAGAUCACCCACCUGCAGGGCAUCAUUGACGACCUGGUGGUCCUGACAGCUGACCCCCACAAAUUGCCAUCGGCCAGUGAACAGGUGAUCAAAGAUUUGAAGGGCUCUGAUUAUAGCUGGUCUUACCAGACCCCGCCAUCCUCUCCCAGCAGCUCUGGGUCCCGCAAAUCCAGCAUGUGCAGCCUGGCACAGCCCGUCAAUGCCAACACGCGCCUGUCCAGCGUCUCAUCGCAUGACUCUGGCUUCAUCUCCCAGGACGCCAUGUUCUCCAAACCACCUUCGCCAAUGCCCUCGGACCUCACCAGUCAGAAGUCCUCCAGCUCCGCAUCGUCCGAGGCCUCAGAAACCUGCCAGUCUGUUAGCGAAUGCAACUCCCCAACCUCGUGGAAACCCCUGAAUGUAGCUCAUGUGGCCAGGACUGAAGGAAGCUCCAGAAGAAGCCUUAGCCUGGAUUGGUCCAAGGCUGGCCUCUAUGAACAGCCGGUGGUAAGCACACUGCAGCGAAGGAAGGACCGCGUAGAGCAUCUCCGUGAAGCUGAGCUGGGCUCCACCAGCCUGGUAUACCAAGGAAUCAGCUUGGAGGAAGGCUCCAGGCCCCGCAUGUCCCCGGCCUCCAUUGCUGCCAAGCAUGGGGAGGAGGUGUCCCCAGCCGCAAGUGACCUGGCCAUGGUGCUGACCCGAGGCCUGAGUCUUGAGCACCAGAAGAGUAGCCGGGACUCCCUGCAGUACUCCAGCGGCUACAGCACACAAACCACCACUCCUUCCUGCUCUGAGGACACCAUCCCCUCGCAAGGCUCAGAUUACGACUGCUAUUCCGUGAACGGCGACAUGGAAGGGGAGAGCCAGACCGAAUUUGACAAAUCCUCAACUAUCCCUCGAAACAGCAACAUUGCCCAGAAUUACCGGCGCAUGAUCCAGACCAAGCGGCCUGCUUCUACCGCUGGCCUGCCCACCGGCACUGCCCUGCCCACUGGCACCACGCCAGGGGUGGCCACCAUCCGCCGCACACCUUCCACCAAGCCCACGGUGCGCCGAACCCUCUCCAACGCUGGCCCCAUUCCCAUCAGACCCCCCAUCGUCCCUGUCAAGACGCCGACAGUGCCUGACUCUCCUGGGUACACCGGCCCCACCCGGGUGGGCAGCGAGGAAUGUGUGUUCUACACUGAUGAUGCCUCACCAAGCGCCAUGGACUUUGCCAAAGCCUCGCCCAAGAGGCUAAGCCUGCCAAACACCGCCUGGGGCAGCAACGUGAUGGAGAUCUCUGUGUACGCCGGGAAGCACCUCUCCACCGAGGAGGAGGAGCAGCAGCUGGCAGCCAACCGGCAUAGCCUGGUGGAGAAGAUUGGGGAGCUGGUGGCCAGUGCCCAUGCCCUUGGCGAGGGCCAGUUUCCCUUCCCCACGGGGGUCUCUGCCCUUGGUCCCGGGGAAGAGACACCCACUCCUCCCCCGGCGGCCUCCAGCGACCCUCCGGCAGAAGACAUGCUGGUGGCCAUCCGGCGUGGGGUGCGCCUUCGCAGGACCAUCACCAAUGACAGGUCAGCACCCCGGUUUUUGUGAUGGACUCUUCCCCAGCGCCUGCUCAGUGCCCACCCUGCGGCUGGAGAGCAACCAGUCAGGACUAAACCAGGGGAAAUGGAAGAGAAGUAAAUGAACCACAAAAGGCAAAGCCACUUUAUGGAGAUCGUGUCAGUCUAGAAAGGAGACUAAUCUAUACGCCUUUGUUAACAAACCUGCACGGGCACAGCCUGGCACUGAACUGGUUUUGGAGCCUCUUUUAUACACAUUGUUUUUCCAUCUGCUGCCCUGUCCAGGUAUCCUUUCCCUUCCUGCACCUUCCUUCAUCCUGUCCUGCAGAGACCGGUUGCUGCUGCUGCCACAAGGAGGAAGGCUAUUCCCUUGCUCCACAAUUAUCGGGGAGGAGUGAAAACCUGAACUGGAUCUAGCAGCUACAGUGUUCUUAGUAUAAACUACACACACUUGCAUAUGACAAAGAAAUGGAGGCUGCUGUUCCUAGAGAGCACCCACCUCUUCCGGACAAAAAAAUGCAGUUAGUCCUGUGCUGAAUCCUUCCUUCACAGCUGUCUGUCUGUCUGUCUCUCUUUCCAGUUAUUUUCUGUUUGCCAUCUGUUUGUAUCAGCUACUUCAAGAAAGACUUUACAAGCAGCAGUUAACACCCCAUGAACAAUCCCGGAAGCCUGUCUUGUGUUCCCAGGUGGAUCCCAAAUGCGCAGCUGGAGGAGGGGGUGCAAGGGGCAGGGAGUGGACAACCUACAGGCUUGUCACCAGGCAGGAGGGCCCAAUCCCCCCCCCCAAACAAGAGGCUGAGUCGCAGCCACAGACUUACCGGCCUCCGUGGCUCUACUGGGAGCAGAGUGGGCAGGUUGGUUAUAUUCGGGAAGAGGAUUGUGCUCUCGUCCCAAGUGGGCUAGGAGCUCUGCAAUCUGAGAGGCCGAGGGUUGGGCUGCUGUUGACCUGCCCUCAGUGCCACUUCAGGACUGGGCUUGAACCUUUUGGUAAGAGCAGUGGCUAUGGUUCUCCCUUGAAGGUGGGUUGGAGGGAGCAGAAUUGGCAGUGAUGGAAAGGUGAAGGUGGACAGCUGUUGCUCUGGAAUAGCUGUAGCUAAGUGGAUAUGGGCUAAAAGAAGGCUUUUUGUCGAUGGUAGUGGAGGACUCUGGUAACCUUAGAGGGUUUUGAAAGCAGGGUGUGUGCAAAGACCAAGGGUGUCUGCUCUUGAAUUCUCCUACAACCAUCUGGCAAGGCCAAAGGUUGUCAAACUGAUGCUCACAAGUUCUGGUGUCACUGGAAAGGCUGUAGCGGAGUGGUAGAGCACCUGCUUGGCAUGCAGAAGGUCCCAGGUCCAACUGUUGGCAUCUCCAAAUAAGAAUAGAAAAAUCUUUGUUGUGGGAGGCUUCUGCCAAGCAGUGUUAGGCAAGGCUGAGUUAGGUGGAGUGCUGGGUCUUGGCCAGGUAUGGGCAUGGUUAUGACUAAAUCUGAGAGUGUGUGGCAGGGCACCUCUUCUAACAGCAUCAAAAGGGGCCCCAUUUUGUCAAUAUUGGGUGGAUACUUUGAAAGGGGUAAAAAGUAUAUGCAGAGAAGGAAAUAGCUGAACCAACCCUCUUGGUUCGUUCAUUUACCUUUGGCGAUGUUGCUACUACUUAGCCAGGUCUGAUAUACGGUUAACCACAUCCCAUUCAUGGUACGACUCCCCAAUUCACCCUGACCUGCUCAUGAAAUUAGAGCCCAUUGCUGUUAAAAAAAGUGCCCCAGCAGAAAGUGAGGAAAGAAUUGCCACAAGCAGGCUUUAAAAUGGGGGCAGAGGGGAUUUACAGAAACAGACCAGCUCCCUUCUUCUGGUUUUGGCCUCUAGAUCUAUAAACAGAUGAAUAUUCAGCACAGCUGUUUCCUCUGUGCUUGGAGCUGAAGGAGCAUGAGUUGAAUGCACAGCAUCAUCACUCAGCUUCCCCCAUUUUGGAUUGCAGCUCCAGCUUGGGCCAUGCAGCUGCUGUAAGAAUAUCCACAUUUCUCACUGUUUCAGGCCAGGAAUGGAGAACCUUUCACCUUCCAAUGUUAUUAAGACUCCCAUCGAUGCUGACCAUGGGCUAGGCCAACUUCUGGGCCUGAUGGGAGUUAAGAGUUCAGCAGGGCUGGAGUUUAGAGCAAGCAAGCCAGGUAGUCAGAAGGAACAUACAUACAAAUUGUGCCUAUCACCUUUUUACGCUGUUUGCUUACUUCCACCUGCCCCCCAAAUUUGGAACGUACCUGCCUAUUCUGCCCUGCAGAAACAACUUGUUAAGGGUUUGGAUAAAUUCAUAGUUUAUUUAUAUUAGUUAUGUAAUGCAACUGUUUAACAACUGCUUAUACCCAGAUCUGGAGAGUGCAAGAGACUUGGCUCUACCUUGUGCUCAGCCUGAUAUUGUCCCAGAAAGUCUAGAAAUCGACUGUUGGCGAAUGGAAAGUGAUGUUGGGAAAGGGGACAGUCUUGAAAGAAAGAGAAAGUGAUGGGGAAAGUCGGUGGCUGGGAAUUAAGGUCUAAGGUGAGAGGGAAAGAGGGAGAGGCCUUUCCCUGUGCUUGACUAGGAAUCAGAGAAUUGUAGAGUUGGAAGGGACCAUGAGGGUCAUCUAGUCCAACCCUUUGCAAUGCAUAAUUUUUUUGUCCAACAUGGGGCCUGGGUUAUGAGUCUCAUGCUUUACAGAUCAAGCUUCCUUGACAAAUGAGGGUCCCUUAAACGGCCCCUGCUGCAUAACCUCCACCUUUUGUGUUUGUUGGGCUCAAGAAUGAGCAUGUCUUGCUUUUCUCUCCUGGGAUUGUUGAGUAUCCAAGGAUCACUGAACAGCACAGAUGUAGCACAUACGGGGUAGCUAAAGUAGGGGAGGCAGAGCUCAUGCUAGACAUUAGGGGCUUCCUUUGUCUUUGGACUGGCCAGGCAUUCGAGUGCAGAGCUUACCCAUGCAAAGAAAAAAAAUGAAAGAUGGGCUUGUGACAGUUAUUCCAAGAGAAAUGCCACCAAGUUUCUCAUAGCAGCAGCACGGUGGACAGCAACCCUUUCUAAAGUAGAGAGAGAGCACAGUUCUGCAUAGUGUAGAGUGUUGUGUGGUGAAGCACGAGCAAAGCACAGCGGUGGUGAAUA